This is a messenger RNA of Perkinsus marinus ATCC 50983, 909 nucleotides long. RefSeq lists its product as hypothetical. The record is from RefSeq and is a predicted model, not a curated record. The coding region runs from base 1 to 909 and encodes 302 amino acids. Lineage: Eukaryota; Perkinsozoa; Perkinsida; Perkinsidae. The transcript is spliced from 5 exons.
AUGCCUGUAUCUUCUACUGCGGCUCCUGCAAAACUGUCCGCGGACGGGACCAGUAGAGAUUUCGCCAAGGCUACUCCCGAAUCGCUUCAGACGUCUCCUAGGGGCCAUCCCAAAGGUGUUCAAACCGACCGCUCGGUCGCUGCUUUUGCUCAAGGGCUGGCUCAUGAAGUCGCAGUGGAGGUCGGGGAGUUCCUCGGAGAGAAGGAAGCGGACUCGGGUAUAGCAGUCGAUCGGGAAGCCUCUCCAUCCAAGCCUGACAAGAGAUUCUGCACAGCAUGUGGCCGACGUGCUACCAUUGGUGUUCCCAAAAACACCCAGACGGAGCUCUCGGAGGACGACCCCGAAGAUGGCGUUUUGUGGCCCAAGCUAUCAGCUUACCUUUAUAAGGGACCUACUAAGCAUCUUGCGAUGAAUAUGUCAACGCAAACGGAAUAUACUGCAGCGGGUGCAUUCCACGAUCUAUUUCAUGAUGUAGGGCAAAUAAUUAUGCAGACCAAGGAAGAGGAGAGCGAGACCUCUGGCGAGGAGUAUGCUCUGGACGAUUCCAAGUCAUCCAUCGGAAUUAUCAGCAGCCGCAAGAGGACGCUGAAUCGUGGUUUACCGGCUGCUAGCUCGAGCGACUCUCGGUCUCCUGUAGAGAGACGACAUGAAUCUUCUGCACAGAACCAUGGAGAAAAUGAUGCUGAGAUUGAUGACGACUGGGAGAUAUCUGAUGAUGAGGUCGAUGAUGCUGACGAUACCAUGUCGCCUUCGAAGCGACCCUCUAAAAAAUCCGAGAGUGCUCGGACCGUGUCCACUAAAGGUUCGUCAAGUACGGGAAGUGAAUGGAGCAGGAGAUGGCUUGGCUCGCUGACCUCACGUUUGAGUAGUACUGCCGCCCUUGGCAGCGGCCAGGAUCAUAGCAGUUGA